Molecule: messenger RNA, 1546 nt
Organism: Fusarium graminearum PH-1
Lineage: Eukaryota; Fungi; Ascomycota; Sordariomycetes; Hypocreales; Nectriaceae
Exons: 4
Coding region: 39-1256 (405 amino acids)
Source: RefSeq, a predicted model, not a curated record
UUUUAACCCAACCAAGUCAAACAGAAAAAUUGCCCACCAUGUCGUCGGAGAACAAGGAAGUCGAUUACUCUCUGGCUAACCCAGAUACCCUCACUAAGUACAAGACCGCUGCUCAGAUCUCUGAGAAGGUUCUUGCCGAGGUUUCCAAGCUCGUCGUUCCUGGAGCCAAAAUUGUCGAUAUCUGCCAGCAGGGAGACAAGCUCAUCGAGGAAGAGAUCUCCAAGGUCUACCGAGGAAAGAAGAUCAACAAGGGUUUCUCUCACCCCACCACCGUCUCCCCUUCGUCCUACGUCACCCCCUACACUCCUCUCACAUCCGACGAGGCUGAGGCCGGCGCCGAGAUCAAGGAUGGCGAGGCUAUCAAGAUCCAGCUUGGUGCCCAAAUCGAUGGUUUCGGUUCCAUCGUCUGUGACACCAUCAUCGCCACCCCCGAAGACAAGGCUGGCGACAAGAUCACUGGCCGCACUGCCGAUCUGAUCCUUGCCAACUACUACAUCAACGAGGUCCUCCUGCGAUUGAUGAUCCCCCCUGGCACUCUGGCCCAAGGCUCCGACGAGGAGAAGGCCAAGGCUGCUGCCCAGAAAGCCCCUACACAGGCCAAGAUCACCAGCCUUCUCGAGAAGGUUGCCAAGACAUACGAGGUCAACAUCGUCGAGAGCACCACCUCGUGGCUCUUCGACCACAAUGAGAUCGAAGGCAGCAAGAAGAUUGUCCUUUCCCCUGCAGAGGGCACCAAGGGCGAGGGUGUCCCUGAAAUUGGUGAGGUUUGGGGUGUUGAGGUCGGCGUCAGCCUGGGCUCUGGCAAGGUCAAGGGACUUGACCAGCGUGCCACUCUUCACCGCCGCACCAACCAGACUUAUGGCCUGAAGCGACCUACUUCGCGCAAGAUCCUCAACGAGGUCCAGAAGAAGUUCGGUACUUUCCCCUUCAGCUUGCGACAGCUUGAGGACGAGCGCGAUGCCAAGUCUGGUGUCGUCGAGUGUGUCCGAGGAAACGUCUUCCGCCAAUACGAACUCGUUGGCGACAAGGAUAACUCCCCCGUUGCCCGAUACCUUACAACCUUUGCUAUUACCAAGAAUGGUAUCACCAAGCUGGGUGCCCCCCCCCCUCUGGACCUUGAGAAGUACGAGACCGACAAGAGGAUCGAGGACGAGGAGAUUCUCAAGAUCCUGGAGCAGCCCAUUGCCCGAAACACUGGUAAGAAGAAGAGCAAGCCUAAGAAGAAGACUGCCAAGAAGGAGGGCGACGAAGAGUAAGGUAUGCGGCAUGAAAAGAUGUGUCGAAGAGGUGCGGAAAGACCAAGGACCCGAGGACGGGUGAAGCCAGAAGCGCGAGUCAAGAAGGAUGUAUAUCGGCAGUUUAGGCCAACGACUUUUCCACCAUUGGAUGGGCCAUACACAUGAAGGAAAGCGUCUUCAUAGGAAAACUGUUGGAAGGCUGAAAGGGACGACUGGAAUCGCCAAACCCGACACCGCCCGGUUUGAUCAGGUGGUGUGGAGCGACCAGAAAUAUAUAGAAAUCCCACACAUCCUGAUACUGAUCAACC